AUGUCCAUCGACAUUCUAAAAUUCGUAUUUGUCAUACUUUUAUCCUCCUCCUUGCGCACUGUUUCCUCCAAUUCGAAAUCCUAUUCCUAUGUGUCAGCUGAUGCACAAUAUAAACACAAUUUCUUUUCCGAAUUGAGUAUAAUAGCCCGUAAUGGUUCCAUGGACAUUGUAGUGAAAACCCUCAAAGAUUUCACUUCCGAUCCAUGGGUUAGUGUAUUGGUGGUAAUGCGUCCAUCGAAAAAUGCCAAAAAUCGUACCCUACUGCACUACGACAUCAAUGUGUGUAAAAUUCUAGGUAAGCAGGCUACUAAUUUUAUUUCGACAUGGUUACAGAAUUACUUUCGCCUGGGUAAUAUGCCCUCAGAGUGCCCGAUUAAGAAGGGAAAUUAUUCAUGGUGUAAUCUACGACCGGAUAUGUUGAAGAUGCCUUUGUUCUUCUCCAAGGGUCAAUAUAUUGCCCAUACCAGUUUGUAUUUUAGGAAAAGGAAAACAAUAGAUUCGCUGGCUAAUAUUACGACGGUGAUGGAAGUUAAAUGA
This is a messenger RNA of Musca vetustissima, 537 nucleotides long. RefSeq lists its product as uncharacterized. The transcript is spliced from 2 exons. The record is from RefSeq and is a predicted model, not a curated record. NCBI's taxonomy places the organism in Eukaryota, Metazoa, Arthropoda, Insecta, Diptera, Muscidae. The coding region runs from base 1 to 537 and encodes 178 amino acids.